Messenger RNA from Auanema sp. JU1783, 1113 nucleotides. NCBI's taxonomy places the organism in Eukaryota, Metazoa, Nematoda, Chromadorea, Rhabditida, Rhabditidae. The record is from the annotation of a GenBank genome assembly.
AUGAGCAUAAACAACGAUAGCUGGAUUGUUCGUGGCUUCAAGUAUGUUUCAAAUGAAACUCAGAAGAUUGGCAUCGUUCCUGAUACAGCAAUCCUCUCCAUUCUACUCAUUAUAUCAUUAGCUAUCUUAAUCAUCUGCUGUUUCCUCAGAAUGUUCUGUUGCCCAUAUCGAAAAACCAAAUCUCCUGGUAGCCCAUAUACACGUAGAGAAUUAUUAUGUAAAAAGGGUUUGUUUGCGUUAAUGUUGGCUCGUCUUGAUGAAUUUGAUACACUGACUCCAUUGAUCCUCACUCCUGGCGCUUCCACCAUCUCAACAGAGAAAACAUCCGAAAAUCAGAACCAAAACCACGAAGCUUUCCGUUUUUCAUCUGUUCGCCAAGAUUCUGAAUCUCCGCCGCCUCCUAGGCGUCAUCAGCAAGGACGAACUCUGAUCGUCCCACUCAACACGAGUAGAUAUCGAGCACCUUUAGUUCCGUUAUUGGGUACACCAGAUAGUCGAGUAACUUCCAUUGAAGGAGGGACAACUAAGAGUUGUGCCACAAUCCCAGAGUGCGAUGAGGAAGUCUCGCCCAGUUGCGAAAGAAUAGAUGACUUAGUUUCAAUUGAUAGAACAUCCAUAUCCGCAUCAGAUCAAAAAUCAUCUCGUUAUUACUUCUCUCCGUCUUCUUAUAACCUAGUCAUGCCUCAUCACCCUCCCGAAUUCCAGUCAUCAUCAAGCGGCUUUUCAUGCCCGCUUCCCGUUCCAACAUAUUCCGCUCCCGAAAUUCCCAGACCGACAACUUUACUACCUCAACGAAAAACAGAUGAUGCUAGUAGUAUUGGAAGCCCUAAUUCUUCAUUAGGGACAUCACCUAUCGAUACAACGGGCUCCGCAAGUGAUAGUUUCUACAUAAACAGCGAUGUCAUAUCAUCAACAAAUGGAUCCGUUGUGUUAGAUGGAACAGCCUGUAAUGAUUCAGACACCCAUUCCAAGUACCUGUUACAUCGAAUUGAGGAAGAAUCAGAAGCAGUAGAUGACUCAACAACAGGCUGUCGCUAUCCAUUGAACACAGUUGCUAGUUCGGAAAUGCCUCGAAGUAUCUCCCAACAGUUCGAAAUGAUGCGACGCAGUUAG